This is a messenger RNA of Lipotes vexillifer (Yangtze River dolphin), 2484 nucleotides long. RefSeq names its product neurofilament medium chain (gene NEFM). Gene Ontology annotation, molecular function: structural constituent of cytoskeleton. Lineage: Eukaryota; Metazoa; Chordata; Mammalia; Artiodactyla; Lipotidae. Gene Ontology annotation, cellular component: postsynaptic intermediate filament cytoskeleton; cytoplasm; axon. The record is from RefSeq and is a predicted model, not a curated record. Gene Ontology annotation, biological process: neurofilament bundle assembly. The transcript has 3 exons. Bases 1 to 2484 code for a protein of 827 amino acids.
AUGAGCUACACGCUGGACUCGCUGGGCAACCCGUCCGCCUACCGGCGGGUAACCGACACCCGCUCGAGCUUCAGCCGCGUCAGCGGCUCCCCGUCCAGCGGCUUCCGCUCGCAGUCAUGGUCCCGCGGCUCGCCCAGCACCGUGUCCUCCUCCUACAAGCGCAGCGCGCUGGCCCCGCGCCUCACCUACAGCUCGGCCAUGCUCAGCUCCGCCGAGAGCAGCCUCGACUUCAGCCAGUCCUCGUCCCUGCUUAACGGCGGCUCUGGGCCGGGCGGCGACUACAAGCUGUCCCGCUCCAAUGAGAAGGAGCAGCUGCAGGGGCUGAACGACCGCUUCGCGGGCUACAUCGAGAAAGUGCACUACCUGGAGCAGCAGAACAAGGAGAUCGAGGCGGAGAUCCAGGCGCUACGGCAGAAGCAGGCCUCGCACGCCCAGCUGGGCGACGCGUACGACCAGGAGAUCCGCGAGCUGCGCGCCACCCUGGAGCUGGUGAACCACGAGAAGGCUCAGGUACAGCUGGACUCGGACCACCUGGAAGAAGACAUCCACCGGCUCAAGGAGCGCUUCGAGGAGGAGGCACGGCUGCGCGACGACACCGAGGCGGCCAUCCGCGCGCUGCGCAAAGACAUCGAAGAGUCGUCGCUGGUCAAGGUGGAGCUGGACAAGAAGGUGCAGUCGCUGCAGGAUGAGGUGGCCUUCCUGCGGAGCAAUCACGAGGAGGAGGUGGCCGACCUGCUGGCCCAGAUCCAGGCGUCACACAUCACCGUGGAGCGCAAAGACUACCUGAAGACAGACAUCUCGUCGGCGCUGAAGGAGAUCCGCUCCCAGCUCGAAUGCCACUCGGACCAGAACAUGCACCAGGCCGAAGAAUGGUUUAAGUGCCGCUACGCCAAGCUCACCGAGGCCGCCGAGCAGAAUAAGGAGGCCAUCCGUUCCGCCAAGGAAGAGAUCGCCGAGUACCGGCGCCAACUGCAGUCCAAGAGCAUCGAGCUCGAGUCGGUGCGCGGCACCAAGGAAUCCCUGGAGCGGCAGCUCAGCGACAUCGAGGAGCGGCACAACCACGACCUUAGCAGCUACCAGGACACCAUCCAGCAGUUGGAAAAUGAGCUUCGGGGCACAAAGUGGGAAAUGGCUCGUCAUUUGAGAGAAUACCAGGAUCUCCUCAACGUCAAGAUGGCUCUAGAUAUCGAGAUCGCUGCAUACAGGAAACUCCUGGAGGGUGAAGAGACCAGAUUUAGCACAUUUGCAGGAAGCAUCACCGGGCCGCUGUACACACACCGACAGCCCUCCAUCACAAUAUCCAGUAAGAUUCAGAAAACCAAGGUAGAGGCUCCCAAGCUGAAGGUCCAACACAAAUUUGUCGAGGAGAUCAUAGAGGAAACCAAGGUGGAAGAUGAGAAGUCAGAAAUGGAAGAAGCCCUGACGGCCAUUGCAGAGGAAUUGACAGCUUCCACGAAAGAAGAGAGCAAGGAAGAAGGGGCCGAAGAAAAGGAAGAGAGGAAAGAAGCCGAAGAAAAGUCUCCGGAGAAAGCUGCCGCACCUGAACUUAAAGGACACGAGGAGGAGGCCAAAGAGGGAGAGGAGGAAGAGGAAGGAGCCAAGUCAGACCGAGCUGAGGAAGGAGGAUCUGAGAAGGAAGUUUCUAGUGAAAAAGAGGAGGAAGGAGAGACAGAGGCCGAAGGGGAAGGAGAGGAAGCCGCCGAAGCUAAGGAGGAAAAGGAAAUGGAGGCGAAGGGUGAAGACGUGGCUCCCAAGGAGGAGCUCGUGGCAGAAGCCAAGGUGGAGAAGCCGGAGCAAGCCAAGUCCCCGGUGCCAAAGUCACCAGUGGAAGAGGCGAAGCCCGAGGCGGAGGCCGGAGCCGAGAAAGGGGAGCAGGAGGAGGGGGAAGGGAAAGUGGGGGAAGAAAAGAAGGAGGAAGCAAAGGAGGCUCCCAAGGGAGAGAAAGGAGAGAAAAAGGCGGAGCAGCCAAAGGCUGUGCCAGAGAAGCAGAAGGCCGAAUCGCCAGUGAAGGAGGAAGUCGUGGAGGAGGCGGUCGCCAAACCAGUAAAGGUGAGCUUGGAGAAGGCUGCCAAGGAGGAGGAAAAGCCGCAGCAGCAGGAGAAAGAGAAAAAGGAGAGAGCGGAAGAGGUGGGGAAGGAGGGAGCUUUGAAGGGUUCCAGGAAGGAAGACAUAGCCAUCAAUGGGGACGUGGAAGGAAAAGACGAGGUAGGGCAGGAAGCCAGACUUGGGCUAGACUUGAGCCCAGCAGAUGAAAAGAAGGGUGGUGACAGAGGUGAGGAGAAAGCGGUGGUGACCAAAAUGGUAGAAAAAACCACCAGUGACGGGGCAGAUGGUGCUACCAAGUAUAUCACCAAAUCUGUAACCGUCACUCAAAAGGUCGAAGAGCAUGAAGAGACCUUUGAGGAGAAAUCAGUGUCUACUAAGAAGGUAGAGAAGGUCACUUCACACGCCGUAGUAAAGGAAGUCACCCAGAGUGACCAAUAG